Salvia miltiorrhiza (redroot sage) is the source of this 4332-nucleotide messenger RNA. RefSeq names its product disease resistance RPP8-like protein 3. Bases 1523 to 4009 code for a protein of 828 amino acids. The record is from RefSeq and is a predicted model, not a curated record. Lineage: Eukaryota; Viridiplantae; Streptophyta; Magnoliopsida; Lamiales; Lamiaceae. The transcript has 5 exons. Gene Ontology annotation, molecular function: protein binding; ADP binding. Gene Ontology annotation, biological process: defense response to other organism.
UAGCUUUAUGAAUUUGUAGUUUAUAAUCCCUUCCAACUCUGCUUUGGGUUUCUCCAAAAUAUCAAACUCUACCCUCAAAUCUCACGCUUAGCUGGCGAGACGAGCGAAGUUAAGGAGAGAGAUCGGAAAGUCAAUCGAUACGAGCAAACAUAAGAAGAAAAUUCACAAAAAUGAUAUCAAACUCUACCGUUCAUAUCACACACGCAGGCGAAGUUGAGAAAAAGGAAAGAUAAGAAGAAGAAUAAAAGAAAAGGUAAUCUCCUUCUCGUUAUAUUUAAAUGUGUUUUUUAUUUUUUAUUUUUUAUUUUUGAAGCGGAAGAUUUAAAUGUGUUUUAAAUUCACAUGAUUAUGAUCUUCUAAGAAUUCUUAGAAGGAAACAAUGGACAUAUAUAUAAUUAAUUAUGCCGAUGAGGCCUUGCUCUAGUGGCAAAGCUGAGGCCCCAAAAACUCUCUUUUGUGAAAGGUUUUGGGUUCAAACUCGUCUGCGUGCGGUGAUGCUUUUCCAUUUUAGGUGGUGUUGUAUUUUCAUCCGUGUACGGUAUUAUAUUAUAUUAUUUGGUAUUGAGGGGAAUUAUUUUAAAAGAUUAACCUUUAUAGAUAAAAAUAUAUAAUAAGGCUAAUUCCUUGUUUAUUUUUGUUGGAUUUGAACUUAAUUUGGGAUAUUCGAAUGUCCUUGAUUAUUUUUAUCAUUUAAGUUAUUUUUGUGUGAUUUUUAUCCUAUCAAAAGGUGGAAUUGAAGUAAUCAUAGUCUUGAAGAUAAAAAUACUCAAUCUUCUAUUAUAUCAAUCAUGCAAAAAAAAAAAAAAUGCCCCCUAAUUGUCUAAGCUACCAAAAGCGGAAGGACUUCAUGGAUACAUGGGAUGAGAAUGAGAUCCAGUGUCCCACAAUUUCAUAUGUACCACUAUGUCCCACUUAUAUAUUUAUUAUUUUAAAAAUAUUUUUUAUAAAAUUAAAAUAUAUUAUAAUACUAUGAAUUAUACUUAAUUUUUAUUUAAAAAAAUUAUUUUUUUUAAAAAUUAUAUACCAUGACUUUCAAUUUAUCAACCUAUUAUUAACUAGUAAAAGUGAAAUUAAAUGAUAAAAAAUAAUUAUAUACCCUAAUUUGAUGGAAUAAACCCUAGUUAAUAAUCACAAAAUUAAACUAAAGCAUACAAAGUUGAAAUUAAAUAAAAAAUAAUAAUGAAAUUGAAAAUGGAAUAUGAAAUGAGACAUCAAAUAUGGUACACUGAAUCUCAUUACAUGGAUCCAUAUAGUCAUCACUAUAUAAAGAUGAAAUUAAUUUCAUCAAAAUUUGUCGUCUCUUCCUUGUUAAGUUUCAGUCUAGUGUAAAAUUCUUUUGACGUUUAAUUGUUUUGACUUAAAAGAUAUCACAUUUGAUUUCACCCUUCAAAUCAAGACGAGCUAAUUUCAUAAGAAGAAAGAAUGAAUCAGAAAGUCGAUAGAAACGAGCAAAUAUAAGAAGAAAAAUCACCAAAAGUUACGGAAGCAGUUUGGUCCAAUUAAGCAAGAAGGAAGCAGAGACAUGUCAGAGGCCCUCCUCUUAUCGCUGAUACAGAAGCUCGACAUUAAUUAUGGAGAGGACACGAGAAUAAAAGAGCAAAUGGAGAUGGUAAUUAAAGAGAUGAGAGAGAUUGUGGAUAUUGUGAGGGAUGAGAAAUUGGAAGAGGGAAGAACCCUAAAUUUUUUAGUAUAUGAUCUUGUCGACGUGGCUGAGGAUGCCCUCCACCUUUCCAAACAAAACGAUGGGCAUUAUUGGAAGUAUGAUUCCAUCCAUAGUUGGAUUGGAGAGAUCAAAGAGCGAAUGCUUAAACUAGGAGAUGAUGGGGCCAACAUCAACAUGAGAUCAUCAGAAAAUGUUGAUGAUGACAAAUACGUGGUGGGCAUGGAGGAACAAAUGGAAAUGCUGAUUCGCACAAGGAUUAUUGGUGGGGAAGGAUAUUGGAAGGCUCUUCUUAUCAAAGGGAUGUCUGGUAUCGGAAAGACAACGCUUGCGAGAGAGAUAUACAACCAUCCAACCGUCGUUGAGCGAUUCGAGCGUCGUCGUCUUUGGGUAUCUAAUGUUACUCACUUCACUAUUAAAGAGCUUCUUAUCAAACUAAUACAACAGGUAGAAGAUCCUGAGAGCCUCCAUACAUCUUCGUUAUUGGAGAAUAUGGACAACCAAAGUCUCAGAGAUAUGCUUCGCCAGCACCUGCGAGGAAUGCAAUAUCUUAUAGUCCUAGACGACGUUCCCAAACAAAUGCACUUGAAGUCUUUCUGGGCACAUCUUCCACAAGAAUUCAAUGGAAGUAGAUUGUUGCUCACAAGUCACACCGCGGAAGUGGACAUACAUAUUUUUGAUGUUCAUGAGAUGAGAUUUUUGGAUUCGGAUAAGAGCUGGGAACUGUUUUUUACAACAAUAAACCAUGGCAACAAGUUGACGGGUGAGCACAAAUUCCCAAAGUCCUUGGAGCAUAUGGGAAAACAAAUGUUGAGAAAAUGUGAUGGCCUGCCAUUAGCUAUAAAAGAGGUGGGAAAGCAGUUAUUGGAAAAGAAACUCACAAGUGGGAGUGAAUGGGAACAACUUCUUGAAUUAGUUGAUUUUGGUUCAACACUCAAGUUGUUGGAACCAUUCUACAAUAAAUUGGAUCCUAAAUUGGAUUCAUGUUUCAUGUCUAUGUCCUUCUUUAAGGAAUAUGCAACUUUGAGGGCAGAAAAGUUGAUAGAAAUUUGGGUUGCAGGAGGAAUGGCGGCCUCAAGAUAUGACUCUAAAAAUUCAUAUUUACAAGGCUUAAUCAGUGAAUCUGUAAUUAAUGUCAAGGACAAGCCCACGGAGUAUCACAUGAAUGCUGUGCUACACUUGCUAUCUAUCCAAAAAGCAGAGGAGAAGCUUGGUUUUGAGAUCCUAAGGAACAACGGAAAUAAUCGACCCUUUGAGAGUCCUCGUCAUCAUCGUGUUAUCAUUUGUAGUAGAGACAAGUUCAACUACUCCACGGAUCAAGAUAAACAUCUUGUUUCUCUCUUCUUCCAUGGAGGUGGCUACUUCGACACUAGUCCGUCUUAUUGGAAGAGCUUUGAACAAAAACUUAGGAUACUUGACUUAGAAGAUUUUGGGUUGAAGAUUUUACCGGAAACUAUCGGCGCACUGAUGGAAUUAAGAUACUUGGGAUUGAGAAAUAAUUACAUAAAAGAGCUGCCACAGUUGUUACGGUGCUUGAAAAAGCUUGAGGUUCUUGAUAUAGCUCUAAACUUUAUGGUGGAGGUCCCUGAUAUUAUAUGGGAAAUGGAUAGCCUUGUUCACCUCUACAUGUCUGAUGUAAUUUGUCCGAAGCCUUUGAAGAUAGACGCGCUGACGUACAUAGAGACCUUAACCUACGUCUCGGUUGAUAAUUGGACAUAUGGCCUCUCGCGCUUUAAAGAGAUGGAAUUUCUUAAGAAAUUAGGCAUAGAAGGAUUGGAUGGAAACUCAGAUGUAAGCAAGCUCUUUGUGUCAUUGGCCGACAUGGAGUAUCUUAGACACCUAAUCUUAAGAGGGUAUCGUUUCAGAAACAUGCCUUGUUUGGAUUACCUUGGUAUUUUACAUAACGUUCGUACUCUGAAAUUGGAUGGACUCCUUGCCAGGUUACCAACUAAUCUCCCUCCAUAUAUUGAAUCAUUGACGUUGAUUGAUAGCUGUCUUGAUAAAGACCCCAUGCCACUACUAGAGAAGUUACUCAAUCUAUCAUACCUCAAAUUGCGGAACGCAUACACUGGUCAACAAAUAGUGAUCUUGGACGACGGCUUCCCUCAUCUCAGAGUCUUGUGCAUCGAAGAAUUAUGGAAUUUGCGAUAUGUUCAAUGUGGAAAAGAUGCAAUGGAUUGGCUCGAGAAAUUAGAAAUUCAUGAUUGUCCAUAUCUGGAUACUCUUCCAGAAACGAUCAUGUCGAGUUGUUUGGUGGAGAUAAAGAUGGUGACGACCAAAAGCAUUGCAGCAAAGAUCAGGAAAUCGGACUUCAUGUCCGAAAUAGAGGUCGUGAAUAUCAAUCCAUGAGCUAGCUAGCACAGUUGUCUGCAUUAUUGUUACGUAUAUUUUGCUUGUUGGCGUUAAUUUGGAUAGUUUCUAUCUACAUUUUUCUUCCCUUUUUUCUACCUUGAUGGUUGUGUGUUUGUAAAUGACAUUUAGUUGCGACAGUUGUGAUCAUUGUGUUGUUAAGCUCAAUCAUACCAACCAAGUAAUUUUGGUGGGGGGCAAUAUCACAUGGAUAUAUCUGUCUUCUCCAAUAAGGUUUUCUUUCUCAAAUAGCUACUCAUGUGUGCAUAUUUUGUGGCAUAAAAAACUAGGCCAUCUAUGUUUAAAUGUGUAUUCUUAGAUCA